UAUGAUGUUUACUGUAUUACUGAAAGGUCAAGGUAGCUCAAGUCGCUAUGUUCAUUUCAACUCUUUUAUCGUUUAAUGGCUCCAGAUCAAAGAUUAAUCUACGACACCCCUCAACAACAAAUGGUUAAAGGGGAUAUGAUGGUAGAUACAGAACCUGUACAUGGGAGGGCUCAGGACGCUGUUUAUGUUAAAAAUAACCUUGGGAGUCAAGCUCUUAAUCAGAAUCUCCAAGGAGUACUUCCUCACUAAGCAGAUAGUGGUGAUAAAGAAGCUACCAAGAAUGAAGGUCUUGAACACUAUCAAUCUGAAGGCCAGCCUCUUGCUGAUGGAGAGAAUAGAUUUGCAGAACAGCCUGCCAUAAACUCACAUCAUCAAAGUUAAUUUG
Messenger RNA from Moneuplotes crassus, 385 nucleotides. Lineage: Eukaryota; Ciliophora; Spirotrichea; Euplotida; Euplotidae. The record is from the annotation of a GenBank genome assembly.